AUGGCUUCCGAGACACAAGGCAGUGAGCAAGAUCAGGCGCUGAAGCGCUAUGUGGCAAAGGUGCAGGAGCACCGCGAAUUCGAAUCGCGUGUGAAGAAGCUUCGGGAGACCGUGAAGAAGAACAGCGUGGACUACGACAAAUCCGAGGAUCACCUGAAAGCCUUGCAGAGCGUUGGGCAGAUUAUCGGCGAGGUCUUGCGACAGCUGGACGCCGAGCGCUUUAUCGUGAAGGCCUCGAGUGGCCCUCGCUAUGUUGUCACGUGCAAGGUAAAGCUCGACAAGGCCAAGCUGGUGUCAGGCAGCCGCGUUUCCUUGGACAUGACCACUCUGACGAUCAUGCGCUUACUUCCGAGAGAAGUCGACCCGAUGGUCUUCAGCAUGCUGCAUGAGGACCCUGGGAAGAUCUCCUACAGUGAUGUUGGUGGCCUCACUGAGCAGAUUAGGCAGAUGCGAGAGGUCAUCGAGCUGCCAUUGACAAACCCGGAGCUCUUCAAGCGUGUGGGCAUCAAGUCUCCGAAAGGCGUGCUGCUCUAUGGCCCGCCGGGAACCGGAAAGACGCUUCUGGCACGGGCCAUGGCACACAACAUGACGGCCAGUUUCAUCAAGGUUGUAGCAUCUGCCAUCGUUGACAAGUACAUCGGAGAGUCUGCCCGAAUCAUCCGCGAGAUGUUUGGCUAUGCGAAAGAGCAUCAGCCAUGUAUCAUUUUCAUGGAUGAGAUUGAUGCCAUCGGCGGGAAGCGGUUCUCUCAAGGCACGUCGGCUGACCGAGAGAUCCAGAGGACUUUGAUGGAACUGUUGAAUCAGUUGGACGGCUUCGACGAUUUGGGCCGCGUGAAGAUCAUCAUGGCCACAAAUCGGCCCGAUACCCUGGACCCUGCGCUGCUUCGGCCGGGGCGCUUGGACCGGAAGAUCGAGAUUCCGCUGCCGAACGAGCAAGCCAGGAUCGAGGUGCUCAAGAUCCAUGCCAACCCCAUCACAAAGCACGGGGAUAUCGACUACGAAGCCAUCUGCAAACUCACAGACAACUUCAACAACGCGGACAUGCGCAACAUUUGCACCGAGGCCGGAAUGUUUGCGAUCCGCGCCGAGCGGGACUACGUCGUUGAGGAAGAUUUCAUGAAGGCCGCAAGAAAAAUUGCAGACAACAAGAAGCUCGAAGGCAAGCUCGACUACGAGAAGGUGUAG
Messenger RNA from Symbiodinium sp. CCMP2592, 1185 nucleotides. The record is from the annotation of a GenBank genome assembly. NCBI's taxonomy places the organism in Eukaryota, Dinophyceae, Suessiales, Symbiodiniaceae.